AUGGUCGUGAAAAUACGGUACACAGAUAGUAAGGUGGUUCUGGGCUACAUUUGUAAUGAGACCAGGCGUUUUUAUGUGUACGUAAGUAAUCGGGUCCUGCGCAUUCGAAGAUCCUCCAGUCCACACCAGUGGUGCUACGUGGCCACAAACCAGAACCCUGCAGACCAUGCAACACGUUCUGUUGCUGCAGGCACUUUAAAAGACACCAACUGGCUUAGUGGACCCAGGUUUCUGUCCAAACCAGAGCAAGACAUCCCUGACAUCACCUUUGAUCUUGUGGACCCAGGUUCAGAUCCAGACAUCCGACCGCUUGUGUCCACAUUAAGCACUGCCACAGCAUCCAAGCAACUUGGGUCCCAACGAUUCACCAAGUUUUCUUCGUGGCAGUCACUGACUCGUGCAAUCGCCCAUCUGAAACAUAUUGCCAGUUGUUACAACAUGAUCACAACAAACAAACCUUGUAAGGGCUGGCAUCUUUGUAAGACAGGAUUUAGUGUUGAGGAAUCCACCCAAGCCUCAGACAUCAUCAUUCGAACAGUCCAAGAAGAGGUUUAUGGCGAGGAGAUCAAAUGUAUCGUAAUACACAAAGAGGUUCCCAGAAGUAGUCCUCUGAAAAGUCUCGAUCCCUUUAUUGAUGCAUUGAUGGCCUACUAA
This is a messenger RNA of Haplochromis burtoni (Burton's mouthbrooder), 654 nucleotides long. RefSeq lists its product as uncharacterized. The transcript is spliced from 2 exons. The coding region runs from base 1 to 654 and encodes 217 amino acids. The record is from RefSeq and is a predicted model, not a curated record. NCBI's taxonomy places the organism in Eukaryota, Metazoa, Chordata, Actinopteri, Cichliformes, Cichlidae.